CACGAACUCAUAACAACAAGACAAGUACAACUUUGUUAAUCAACGUCAUGGCUUUCUCAAAAACACAGGGAAAGAAACAAGAAACUGGAACAGGCUCACAUCUCAAGCAACAAAGAGGAAAUAACAACAACACCAAUAAUAAUAAUGUAAAGAAAUGGCCAGCAAAUAACCCAUCACAACGUAAUAAUAAUUAUAACGCGCAUUCCAAUCCAAGUGAGGCUAUUGUAGAAGAUCAAGCUUCAGCAAAAGAAAUGCACGACAGAAUGCUCUUCUUGCUUGGAAACAUGAUAGGUGCCAUUGUUGAAGCUACCGUCAAGAAUGGUUGUAAGUUUAGAGGAAUAUUUCACGGUGCUUCUACGGAGGGUGAUCUGGCAAUUGCUUUGAGUCUAGCUCAGAAAAUAUUCGAUCCUCUAGCUCCUAUUGACAAAGACAAGACCAAUCCAAACCCAAUCAUAAACACUUUGCUCAUCUACUCAAAGGAUUUGGUGGAAAUUACAGUCGCUUCUGUUGACUUGACCGAUGCUGCCUCGGAGCGUAACACAUUCAAGACAGACGCGGAUAUUACAGGAAAGUUGGAAAUAAAAGAAAGAGAAUUACACAAGUGGGCGCCAACCGAUGAAGAUAAUGCCUUGGGUCUUUUGGAUGGUGAUCUGGAAUCCUCUGGAGAAACCACUUGGGAUCAAUUUGCUGUUAAUGAAAAGUUGUUUGGAUUGAAGACAGAUUUUGAUGAAGAAAUAUAUACAACUCCUUUAAAUAGAUCAGCUCCUGGAUUUAAGGAUCGUGAAAAGAAGGCUAUACAGGUAGCUAAUGAAAUUCAAAAGUCUGCAGCGACCAAUGUGCACAUAUUGGAAGAACGUGGUAUUUCAAUUGAUGAUAGUGGUUUAGAUGAAGAGGAUUUGUACGGUGCUGUUGUCAGAGAUGGUAACAAGUACAUACCUCCAGCUCUUCGUAAACAAUCCCAACAGAGCCAAGAACAGAAUGUUCAGCAAGCCAAAAAGGAAACAAGGAGUAAUAACAAAUCGAUCAAUAAGAUCAUCACCUCAGAUCUUCCAAAGUCUACUGGAUCAAACCCUUCACCUAUCGCCAGCUUACCUACUACGCGCAGAGAAUCUAACGAAAAAGGGCAAGAAAAGACAAAAGACAACGAACCACCAAAGCGAAUUGAAUCAGAAAUAGCCAGCACAUUCAAGCAUUUUGCUAUGAUGGAAAAAGACAAGCUCAAUGCAAAGAAGCAAGCGUUGCAAAAGAAAGAAAAGGACGGAAGAUUGGCUGAGCUGAAGAUGUUCCAUCAAACCUUCAAGCUGAAUGUCCCGGUUCCUGCAGAUCUAGUCCCGCUACUAUCUAAAGGAAAGAAAUCUUCUCCUGCUAUGAGUACAUCCUCAGUGGGAUCUGUGUCUCCUGACGAGAAAAAGAAAAAACCAGAACUAUCAACGCCCCCUAGCGCCACCACUCCAACACCAACCCAAGCAACUACAGAACCGGUAAAGAAAAGCUCCCCUGUACAAGCCAAAUCGCCUUUGCCUUCUCAAGCAGCAAGCGCUACAUCUGCUGCAGAUGCUACCACUAAUGCAAACAAAGCAAAUACGCCCACCCCAUCUCAGAACACGACAAAUACUGGUUCAACAACAGGAUCUACAUUCAAGCUAAACGCAAAGGCAUCUUCGUUCAAACCUAAUCCAUCUGCUGCUGCAUUUAUCCCAGGCGGUUUAACUACAUCCGUGCAACAAGAUGAUCCACACUCAUUUUUUGGAAACAAGCAUCCAAAGAAAAAUUUAGGCAAUGACAAAAUAACGAUGAAAGAAGCCUUCAAACCGCCUUUCUUGAAAAAGAGCGUUAGUGCCAAUUCUAUUGGACCCACAUGGCCUUUUGGCAGUAAAUCAUAUCGGGUUCAAUUCAGCCAAUUCAAUAUGUAUGAUGAAGAUGUAUUUGGCAGUUAUCCGUCUCCAGGCUACGGUUAUGCUUACCCUCAAUAUCGGUACCCUCAGUAUGUCUCUGGCGUGCCUCAGAUGGCUGUACAACAAGGUGUGCCUUAUAUGAGUCCUCAGUUUGUUUCUAAUGUACCCAUAUCCGCACCAAUGCCACCUAAUGCAGUGCCUCCUACUGCUGCCUAUAGUCCACAAAUGGCUAACGUAUCACCUCAUGGAUCACCAUUCCCUCAAGGAUUCCCUUCACCACAGAGGUCGCCCAUGGUCCCUCAAGGCAUGCCUCCACAAGUAUAUCAAUAUCAAGGAGCGCCCAUGAUGAUGCGCUAUCCACCUGAAAUGAUGAUGAAUAAUGCGGGUGGACCACCCAUGAUGAUGCAAAGGCCUGUGAUGAUGGAGCCAAUGCAAUAUUCACCUCAUCAACAAUCAGAAGCAUCAGCUAAUGACUCAGGAGCUGAAACACCUCCAACAAACUAGCAUCUCAUCAUAGUACAUAGUUCAUUGACUCUUUUUUUUCCUUCUUUUGUACAGCGCCAAUAAAAUGGGUAAUUAUGUAAUGUUGAGAAAGAAAAAUAAUAUCAAACCUUUCUUCUGCUCUUAUAUCAAGUGUAUACAAGAAGGCUAUGGUUGAUUCAUUUUGUACCUUCGAGCUAUAUUGGACACAAUCACCCUGAAUUAUAUUUGUUGCAAAGCAUGAUUAUUCAGCUGCUUGUCAGUAAAAGUAGUAAAUACGACCACUAUUGCUACAUAAUACUAUGUCAGACCUAGAUAAUGAUAGCUUGCUUUACAAUCCCCAAGGUCGAUUGCAAGGGAUUUACGCUUUUUAGGAAUUAUUGAAGCUGUGUU
This is a messenger RNA of Rhizopus microsporus ATCC 52813, 2768 nucleotides long. RefSeq lists its product as uncharacterized. NCBI's taxonomy places the organism in Eukaryota, Fungi, Mucoromycota, Mucoromycetes, Mucorales, Rhizopodaceae. The coding region runs from base 48 to 2399 and encodes 783 amino acids. The transcript is spliced from 11 exons. The record is from RefSeq and is a predicted model, not a curated record. Gene Ontology annotation, biological process: cytoplasmic stress granule assembly. Gene Ontology annotation, molecular function: RNA binding. Gene Ontology annotation, cellular component: cytoplasmic stress granule.